CACUGUCGGCUGAAGUAGGAAACGCAUUCACGAACUCGAGCUUGGAAGGCUCGUGUGUAGAAGAAAAGCAUUUUCUGCUGCGCAACACAUCCAGAAGUCUUAUUUCAGUCGCGAUUUUUUCGAAGAAUUAUCACUACAAUGUCGAUGACAGUGAAAGCUUAUCUUGUUGGCAAGGAUGACUGCAACAAGGAGAUCCGUCGCUUUGCCGUAGACCAGGAUGUCUCCACAAGUUUUGAAUAUCUGAAACGAAAAGUGCUCGAUGUUUUUGUCGGUCUCAGUACUGCGCCCUUUCAAAUGUACUAUAAAGAUGAAGAUGGUGAUAUGAUCGCUUUCUCCUCUGAUGAUGAACUGGUGAUGGGUUUGACUCUGGUAAAGGAUGACACCUUUCGUCUAUUCAUGAAACAAAGAAAGGAACAUAAACGGGACCUGACCCCUCAUGGGGUCCCUGGGUUUCCAUUCGCCUCCCACUUUUGUCCUCCGGGACCUCCCCAUAUGGGCCCUCCUCAUAUGGGGCCUCCAGGAUAUCCCCAUGCAGGGCCUCCUCAUCACUCACCAAUGCUGCACCAAGGUGUGACCUGUGAUGGGUGCGAGGGGGCGGUGGCUGGAACACGUUUCAAGUGCACCGUCUGCCCCGAUUACGAUUUGUGUUCUACCUGUCAGGGCAAAGGCCUCCACAAGGAGCACCCUCUCAUUCCCAUCUUUCACCCUAUUGCCAACAUGUUUGAGUGGUCCCCUCGUGGGAAGUUUUGCCGCAAAACGAGACAGUGCAUGUGGUCCAAUGUGCAGGCCCAAGCCCAAAACCAGGCACAGCCGGGUCCCUCUGGAGCCCAGGAUACCUCUCCAAACAGUGGGGACACUGGUACAACUGCCUCCUCCCAGGCUAAUGUGGAAUACCUAAAGAACAUUGGAGAAGGUGUGGCUGCCAUGUUAAGCCCUCUUGGCAUAGAUGUAGACAUUGAUGUUGAGCACAAAGGCAAGCGGACCAAAGUUACUCCAACUACUUCCAGUGGACCACCUAGUGGCCAGAGUGACAGUGGAUCUAUUGGGCUUCUCUCCAGAGGGUCAGGCCCAGAAAGUCAGGCCACCAGUGAUGAAACAAAGGGGCAGAAAGAUCAAUGCAGCGACGAGGAAUGGACUCAUCUCGGCUCCAAAGAAGUCGACCCGUCCACAGGAGAACUACAGUCCCUCAAGAUUGAGCAGGAUGGGACAGAAGCCCCUCUAAGUAUCACCUCCAGAACAGGUGCCACACAGGGUCCAACUGGUCUGCGUGAAGCAGCUCUCUACCCACAUCUUCCUCAAGAUGCAGACCCUAAACUGGUGGAAUCGCUUUCUCAGAUGCUCUCCAUGGGCUUCACUGAUGAGGGUGGCUGGCUAAACAGACUGCUCCAUGCCAAGAAUUAUGACAUUGGAGCUGCUCUGGACACCAUCCAGUACUCCAAACAACAUAAGUAAAUGGGAAGCACAGGAAAACAGAAGAUCUGUGCUGUAUUUACUCAAUGACAUUUGAAGUUCUUAGUCUGUACUAUAGCCUCUUCCACCAACUAGAUCUUUCUGUACUUUUUCAAUGACAAAUUCUUUUUGUAACAAAAAUAAAUUACUCCGUGACUAGCGUAUAAUUUUGUUAAUGGCUUUCUGCAAAAGAUGUAUUCAAUAAUGUACAAGCAUACAGGUUGUUUACAUCAUGUAUGCAGAUUACUUUCAGGUUUAUUAUUUGACAUUUAAGUAGAUAUUUACAUUUAAAAACAUAUUUACUUAAUCCAUAACCAUAAUUUUUAGACAAAUUAAAAU
Triplophysa rosa is the source of this 1788-nucleotide messenger RNA. It is a transcript of the gene sqstm1, whose product is annotated as sequestosome 1. Gene Ontology annotation, cellular component: aggresome; amphisome. The record is from RefSeq and is a predicted model, not a curated record. Gene Ontology annotation, biological process: endosome organization; aggrephagy; mitophagy. The transcript has 8 exons. Gene Ontology annotation, molecular function: protein kinase C binding; zinc ion binding; K63-linked polyubiquitin modification-dependent protein binding. The coding region runs from base 139 to 1452 and encodes 437 amino acids. Lineage: Eukaryota; Metazoa; Chordata; Actinopteri; Cypriniformes; Nemacheilidae.